AUGUUAAGAAUUCGUUUGUUGUUACUUUGUGUUUUUCUUUGUUGGUCACCAACAAUAUCGAUCAUUGAUGAUUUCAAUCAACUUCGAAUAACAUUUCGAACGUGGGAACAAUCUAUUGCAAUGGCUAAAUCCUUUAUUAAUCAAUUAACAUUAGAAGAAAAAUGUCAUUUGACAGCAGGUGUUGGUGGAACAUGUGCUGGUAAUAUUGCAUCAUUAGUACGCGUUAACUUUAGUGGUUUCUGUCUUCAAGAUACACCAUCAGGUGUGGGUGAUGGUGUUUUAUAUUCAACUACUUUUGCUAGUGGUAUUCAUAUUGCAGCGACAUGGGAUCGAGAUUUGUUUUAUCGACGUGCCGUGGCAAUUGGUAAAGAAUUUCGAGGUAAAGGUGUUCAUUAUGCAUUUGGUCCGAUGAUAAAUAUUGAUCGAAAUGCUCGACAUGGUCGCAAUUGGGAAGGAUUUGGUUCGGAUCCUUAUCUUUCAGGUGAAAAUGCAUACUUUUAUACUCAAGGUAUUCAAGAUCAAGGUGUUAUUGCAACAGCUAAACAUUAUAUUUGUAAUGAACAAGAUACACAUCGGAGUGGUGUGAUGAAAGGUGAUAAUGAUCCCAUUGUUUAUUCAGCUAAUCUUGAUGAUAAAACUAUGCAUGAAAUUUAUCUUUGGCCAUUUGCAUCGAGUGUUGCUGCAGGAGUAGGUUCAAUUAUGUGUUCAGCUAAUGAAAUUAAUGAAACACGAGCUUGUCAAAAUAAUAAAACACAAAAUGAUUUGUUGAAAGGAGAAUUAGGAUAUCUAGGAAAUAUAUUAACUGAUUGGAUGGGAGCAAAAUCAACAAUCGAUCCAAUUUUAUCUGGAUUAGAUAUCGAUAUGCCAGGAACUGAUGGAUAUAUGGGUGAUGUUUUAGUCAAAUUUGUUCAAAAUGGAAGUAUUCCUCAAUCAAGAAUUGAUGAUAUGGUUAUACGAAUUAUUGCACCUUAUUAUCUUGUUGGACAAGAUCAAAAUUAUCCAACAAUUGAUCUUGAUCGUAAUGUUAUGGGAAACAAUUAUCUAAUUAAUCGAGAAAUAAGUCGUGCUGGUAUGAUUUUAUUAAAGAAUAUCAAUAAUAUUUUACCAUUGAAUUCUUCUAUGAAUACAAAUAUUUAUAUAUAUGGACAAGCAGCUGGUCAAACCAACUGUGGUCUUGAACAAACAGCAUGGAAUACAAAUUGUGGAGGUGCUUUAUAUCAAGGUGGUGGUUCAGGUUUUGUUCGUCCAUCUUAUGCAAUAGAUCCUCUCACUGCAUUGAUGCAAAAAGGUCGAGAAAAUCAUUUUCAAAUUCGAUAUAUUACUAAUCAAAAUGAUUUUGUUUCAAUUAAUCGAACAUUUCAUGAUCGUGCUUUUGAAAAUGUCAUAUGUCUUGUAUUUAUUAGUGCUUGGUCAGAAGAAGGAAUUGAUCGAACUGAUUUAUAUACAUUUGAUAAUGGUGAACAACUUGUUUUAACUGUUGCUGAGAAUUGUUAUCAAACUAUUGUUCUUGUUAAUAGUGUUUCACAAUUGAAUCUUGAACGAUGGAUUGAUCAUCCAAAUGUUGUUGGAACUAUUUGGACGGGUAUGCCUGGUUCAGAAUAUGGAUAUGCUCUUGUUGAUAUUCUCUUUGGUGAUUAUAAUCCAGGUGGAAAACUUGUUUUUUCAUUGGCUAAAAAUGAUUCUGAUUUUGGAACUGAUAUUAGUUUUAUUGGAGAUUCAAAUUAUACAGAAGGUGUUUUCUUAGAUUAUCGUCAUUUUGAUAAAUAUAAUAUAACACCAAGAUAUUAUUUUGGAUAUGGUCUUUCAUAUACAAAUUUCUCAUUUAAUCAACUCAAUAUUUCACAAGUAAAUAAUGAUGAUAAUCAAAACUCUCCUUCAUCAAUUUAUAAACAACGUCGAAUAAGACUUUAUAAUAAUUUUGGUUAUUCAGGAUUAUAUGAUCCUAUUUAUACAAUUACAUGUAUAAUUAAAAAUAUUGGUAAAUUUUAUGGAUCCGAAGUUGUUCAAUUAUAUCUGAAUUUUCCUAUUGAAGCUCAAGAACCAUUGAAAAUCUUACGAGGAUUUCAACGAGUUUAUUUAGAAGUGAAUCAAUCAAAACAAGUUGCAUUAGUAUUAACACGAAAAGAUAUUUCUUAUUGGAAUGUUAUUAAUCAACAAUGGAUAAUAGCUCACGGUAAAUAUACAGUUUGGAUAUCAACUUCUGCUAAUAAUGCUGAUAUUAAACUUCAAGGUUCUUUUAAUAUUUAA
Molecule: messenger RNA, 2247 nt
Organism: Adineta ricciae
Lineage: Eukaryota; Metazoa; Rotifera; Eurotatoria; Adinetida; Adinetidae
Source: the annotation of a GenBank genome assembly